UUGAAAAGGCUUUUGGCGCCAGAAAUCCGCAAAAAUGGUCAAGUCAUACUUUAUGAGCACAGCAAGUCUUUCGGCAUUGUCGCAUCCAACACCUCGAACCUCGUCUGGAACGCCCCAGGUCGUGCCGGCAACGGUGCCGGUCAGGCAAUCGUAGCCGCAAAUGAGGAUGUCUUGUGCUGGGAUAUCAAGAAGGGCGAGCUUGUGAACCGGUGGAGGGACGAGAGGAAUACCGUUGCAGUCACCGCGAUCGCGCAAAGCAAGGUCGACAAGGACGUUUUCGCCGUCGGAUACGAAGAUGGAAGCAUUCGGCUGUGGGAUAGCAAGAUCGCGACGGUAAUCGUCAACUUCAACGGCCACAAGUCUGCGAUCACGACGCUGGCAUUCGACAAGUCCGGCGUACGACUAGCCUCCGGCUCCAAGGACACCGAUGUCAUCAUCUGGGAUCUCGUCGCCGAGGUUGGUCAGUUCAAGCUGAGGGGACACAAGGAUCAAGUCACCGGACUGCAGUUCGUCGAACCGGAAGCGCAGGUUGAGGAUGAGGAGAACACACAGGCAAUGGUGCUGGACAGCGACCCGUCGGCGGAGGGCUACCUGCUUACGACCGGCAAAGACUCCUUGAUCAAGCUCUGGGAUCUGUCCUCGAGGCACUGCAUCGAAACCCACAUUGCGCAAACGAACGGAGAAUGCUGGGCUUUGGGACUUUCUCCCGACUAUAGCGGGUGUGUCACGGCCGGAAAUGACGGGGAACUCAAGGUGUGGUCCUUGGACACUGUAGGACUCGCCUCCUUAAAGGGCCAGGUCGACGCACCUCAAUCGGUGAAAUUCUUGCGUGAGAAAGGAACCCUGUUUCGCCAAACCAAGGACAAGGCCAUCGAAGUGGUCUUCCACCCUCGCCGCGACUAUUUUGCAGUACACGGCCCAGAGAAGGCGGUUGAGGUAUGGCGCAUACGGUCGGAAGCGGAAGUCAAGAAGUCGUUGGCGAGAAAGCGGAGAAGAAGGCGCGAGAAGGCGGCCAAGGACGGAAAGGCGGAAGAGGAAGCGGCGGCCGAAGCCGACGAGCAGGCGGAUGACCUGUCAAGCGCAGAGGCCAGCGACUUCUUCGUCUCGUACGUGAUGGUCCGUACUGGUGGCAAGGUGCGAUCCGUGGACUGGGCUGCCACCAGCGGCAGCAAGGAAAUCAACCUGCUGGUCGGAACGACCAACAACCAGCUCGAAUACUACAGCAUACCGACAAAGGAGGGCUCCAAACUGAAGAAAGAUGAGCAGCCCGAUUACACAAGAUCACUAGCGGUGGAUCUCCCAGGACACAGGACAGACGUCCGCGCCGUAUCACUCAGUUCCGACGACAAGAUGCUGGCGACCGCCGCGAACGGUAGUCUCAAGAUCUGGAACAUCAAGACUCAGGCGUGCAUUCGAACCUUUGAGUGCGGCUAUGCCUUGUGCUGCGCGUUCCUGCCAGGUGAUAAGGUUGUCGUGGUCGGCACCAAGACCGGAGAGCUCGAGCUUUUCGACGUCGCUUCUGCAAGCUUGCUUGACAGCGUCUCUGCUCAUGAGGGGGCCGUCUGGUCAUUACAAGUGCACCCGGAUGGCAAGUCUGUGGUGUCUGGUAGUGCUGACAAGUCUGCCAAGUUCUGGGACUUCCGCAUCGUCCAAGAAGAAGUUUUGGGUACCACGCGAACGGUACCAAAACUGAAGCUGGUUCAGUCAAAGACACUCAAGGUCGCCGACGAUAUCCUCUGCGUGCGAUACUCCCCUGACGCCAAGUACAUUGCCGUCUCACUCCUCGACAACACCGUCAAGGUCUUCUUCACCGAUAGCCUUAAGCUCUACCUCAAUCUCUACGGCCACAAGCUCCCUGUCCUGAGCAUGGACAUUUCCUACGACAGCAAGCUCAUCGUCACCAGCUCUGCCGACAAGAACAUCAGGAUAUGGGGUCUCGAUUUCGGUGACUGCCACAAGGCCCUCUUCGGCCACCAGGACAGUAUUCUCCAGGUCGCCUUCGUCCCCCACAACUCAGACGGCAACGGCCACCACUUCUUCAGCAGCUCCAAGGACCGCAGCAUCAAGUACUGGGACGGCGACAAGUUCGAGCAGAUCCAGCGCCUCGACGGCCACCACGGCGAGGUCUGGGCCAUGGCCGUCGGUCACGCCGGCAACUUCCUCAUCACCGCCGCCCACGACAAGUCCAUCCGCGUCUGGGACGAGACGGACGAGCAGAUCUUCCUCGAGGAAGAGCGCGAGAAGGAAAUCGAAGAGCUCUACGAGAAGACUCUCACCACCUCCCUCGAGCGCGACCCGGACGCCGAGGACCAGGACGGCGAGGUCGGCGCCGCCACCAAGCAGACCGUCGAGACCCUCAUGGCCGGUGAGCGCAUCGCCGAGGCCCUCGAGAUCGGCAUCGCCGACCUCAACCUGCUCAAGGAGUACGAGAACGCCAAGAAGACGAACCCGCACGCCCCGCUCCCGCAGCGCAACCCCGUCUUCAUCGCCCUCGGCAACAUCACCGCCGAGGCCCACGUCAUGAGCGUGCUGAGCCGCAUCAAGGCCUCGGCGCUGCACGACGCCCUCCUCGUCCUCCCCUUCUCCACGGUCCCGAUGCUCUUCACCUUCCUCAACAUCUUCGCCAAGCGCUCCAUGAACAUCCCGCUGACGUGCCGCAUCCUCUUCUUCAUGCUCAAGACGCACCACCGCCAGAUCGUCGCGAGCCGCACCAUGCGCGGCAUGCUCGACGGCAUCCGUGCCAACCUCCGCGCCGCCCUGAAGCGCCAGAAGGACGAGAUGGGCUUCAACAUCGCCGCGCUCAAGGUCGUCGGCAUGCAGAUCCAGGAGAGGAGCGUCAAGGACUACGUCGACGAGAACUGGGACGAGGGCGACGACGAGAGCCGGUCUGUCAAGAAGAGGGCGUUUGUGCAGGUGUCUUAG
Molecule: messenger RNA, 2922 nt
Organism: Colletotrichum karsti
Lineage: Eukaryota; Fungi; Ascomycota; Sordariomycetes; Glomerellales; Glomerellaceae
Product: WD domain-containing protein
Exons: 2
Biological process (GO): maturation of SSU-rRNA
Cellular component (GO): Pwp2p-containing subcomplex of 90S preribosome; small-subunit processome
Molecular function (GO): protein binding; snoRNA binding
Source: RefSeq, a predicted model, not a curated record